AUGAAGUCAUUAGUGAUCAUGGGAUUCAUAGCCUUGCUCAGUCGUACAGCUCGAAUUAGGCUUACUGCCAAUGCCUUUCAAUUGAAUACGGCACGGGCAACAACAGUUGCCUCCCAACAAGGACGACGUCAAAUGAGUUCCUACGACGACGAUCAAGGAAGGCGCAUCCGGGGCCAGCCAGCAGAAAAGGAUGCGUGGGAUGACGAUGGCGACAGUUGGGGGGAACCUAGUCGUGAGAGAGCAGGAGGUGACAGCUGGGGGGCACCUGGUCGUGACAGAGGAGGCGACAGAGGACGAGGCGGAGACCGUCCCAGAGAUGACGAUGGUUGGGGUUCUUCGGCAAAUGUCAAGGAGGAUAUUGGUGGUGGUGGAUGGGACGAUUUUGAUGUCGAUAGCUACACAUCAUCGGCACCUAGACGAAGCAAUUCAGCUCCUCGAAGACGAACAGACAGUCGUGGAGGUCGAGGACGAGGUGGUAGAGGCGGUUCCGAUGGAUGGCGAGGACGUGGUGGUGAUAGACGAGGUGGUAGAGGCGAUUCAGAUGAAUUUCGCGGACGAGGUGAUCGAAGAGGUGGCAGAGGCGAUUCCGAUGGCUAUCGAGGUCGAGGUGGUAGAGGUGAUCGGCAAUCCAAUGACAGAGACACCCGGCAACGGUUCGGUUUGAAUAAUCCAAGAGAACAAAAGAAAGAACGAGCAAUCAAUAUGAAUGGCUUGGAAACUGCUGGAUUUGUGCAUCUUUAUGGACUAUCCUCAGUCUUGAACGCACUAAAGGCAGAAAGGAGAGACCUGACGACUAGCCAAGAAAAAUCAGAAUUGUGGACCGGCGAAGAAGAAGAAGAUGUUGAAAUAGAGAAUCGUACUCCUCCUCCACCACAGGCUCAAUUUCGCCCAUACCUCUUUGUCCAAGACAAAGAGUUCACGCAACGUAGAGGAUCCAAAGCAGAACAAGAAAAGCAGGCUCUGGAACUUGCCGAAGUACACGGGAUUCCAGUCGCUCGUGUCGACAAGGGUAUCUUGAAUACUCUCAGUGGCAAUCGUCCACAUCAAGGAAUGGUGUUGAGAUGCGGCAAGCUCUUCUUUGAAUCACAAUCCAGAAUCAAUCCUCCGCGCGAUAGUACCGAGCCCAAGUUGUGGCUAGUGUUGGAUGAGGUGGUGGAUCCGCAAAACUUGGGUGCACUGAUCCGUUCAGCGUAUUUUUUGGGAGGUCAACAAAAGCUAGGUGUCAUGGUGUGUAGCAAGAACUCGGCCCCUCCUACACCGGUGGUCAGCGCGGCAAGUGCUGGUGCUUUGGAGGUUCAAACCAUCUACAGUACCAACAAUUUGCCUAGGACAUUACAGCACGCGGCAGAAGAUGGGUUUAGGAUCAUUGGUGCUUCCUCAUCGGUUCCAUCAACAAGAGACGAAAACCCACCACCUAUGUAUGACUUGCAAGCUUUGCCAGCAAUUGGUGGCGAAGAUGACCGUCCAGCCAUCCUUGUCCUAGGGUCUGAAGGAUACGGGUUACGAACCAUGGUGGCGAAGGCAUGUACAGAGUUUGUACGCAUUCCUUCUGGAGUUUCCACAAGUGCUGACGAUGAAAUGGAAGAUAGUGAAAAGGAUGUUGAUUCAUUGAAUGUCAGUGUGACUGGAGGGAUCUUGCUGUGGCAUAUGCUUAGUGGAGUUCAAUAA
Molecule: messenger RNA, 1668 nt
Organism: Cylindrotheca closterium
Lineage: Eukaryota; Bacillariophyta; Bacillariophyceae; Bacillariales; Bacillariaceae
Source: the annotation of a GenBank genome assembly